GGGUGAAGUUUGGUUGAGGCACCCGCAUUGGCACCAGGCAAUAGAAACACAACCCAAUUUUCGAGAUGACAAAGACGCAAACACUACCCAAUGAUUCUCCCAUUUGGGACCAAGCAGCUGCCAUGCUGCAAACGCAAGCGACCCUGGCAGAACACAUGUCCACUGUCUUUCAGAGCAAGCCCACAUCGGGACUCUACAAAGAUGAACAACCAACACUACCCAACUUUGGCUUGUUUGUGCGACAUGUCCGCAAAACACUGGCGCUCUCUCCUCGGACCGUCUUGCGGUCGGCUUUGAAUCAAGCUUUGGAACGCAUCCUCCAGUCCCACUCAGCUGCGAUUCUGGAAUUGAGUUCGUUAUUGGAAAUAAUAGCCAACCCAAUCCACAUGCACCCGCUAGCCAAAGCAGUGUCAUUGGCGUCACCGGGGUUGUGCCAUGCUCGUCUAGUCCACGCCAGAAAAGAGUUGCAGCAGCAUCAAGCAAUCAACCCCGAAGAUACAUGUGCCAAAGUCCAGGCGAAACUCGCCAAGAACAAAACACCCCAAGAAAUGGAGACGAUCCUUCAGAGCGUCCGUCAAAGACACAAUCAGCGAGCACUCUACUUGCAAGAACGAGUCCAGACACUUCAAAUAGCAUUGGCCACGGACAAAGAGUACCAAAAAUAUUGCCGGAUACAACAACUAUGGGAAAUCACGGGAUGCCAGAAACUAUGGGAUCGUUUUCUCAAGGUCGAUCGGCAGCAAUGCCAAUUGCGAAACCAUGAGGGAGACUCUUUUGAAUCAUCUCAACAAGAGCUCGUGUUUGCCAUGACUGUUCUUUGCUUACUAGCGAAUGACAAUAUUGACCUUGCUGCGAACAAGGAGGAAUUUUCCUUUGCCUGUAAUCUCCAUUGGUGGGAUGGCAGCAACAGCAACAACAAAGUUCCCUCGGGAGAAAUUGACUUGGCAGUGUUUCACAAGGAAAAGGUAGUGGCGAUUUGUGAAAUGAAGUCGUCCUGCUUUCUUCUGGGCCAAGCAUUUCGUCAACACGAGCAAAAGAUCGCCACAAUGUCCAAACAAUCCACCCUAGCAAUGGGAAUUGGAAAGACACCGGGAUGCUUGUUCAGCAUCAGCAGCGCCUGCCCCAGGUUGUUUGUGGCCACCACCGCCCCCAAGCACGGUUUGCUGGGAGCCGAACCAGUCUUGUCGACGGCCAUUGGAGAUGGAAUCCGUCAUCAAGGACUCACAAUUGCCAAUGAAACGACCAAGGCCGCCAGUGCUCCCUUGGUAGAUUUCCUUUUGGAGGAGGACGACGACGACGCCACCAUGACAACGAAUGCCGUCAUCCAGUAUUUGUGGUCCGUUUUUUCCCCAAAAGACGCCGCCGAAGUGAAUUGCUCGUCGAAAUGUGGGGAAGAAGAUUGCCUGGAUGUUGCUCAAUUGGCCGAGUUUGUAAAGGGACGAUUAGGGGAUACACUGGGUGGUUCCCUGUCCCCAGCGGGUUGCCUCCUUAAAUGGAAGAGGAACAUUCUCAUUUUGGAUAGCUAGUUUCUUCUCCUCUUGGAUAGCUAGUUACUUUCUUAGCAAACUACUGUGUGUUAUGCGUCUAU
This is a messenger RNA of Seminavis robusta, 1588 nucleotides long. The record is from the annotation of a GenBank genome assembly. NCBI's taxonomy places the organism in Eukaryota, Bacillariophyta, Bacillariophyceae, Naviculales, Naviculaceae.